Trichomycterus rosablanca is the source of this 1253-nucleotide messenger RNA. RefSeq names its product tumor necrosis factor receptor superfamily member 14-like. The transcript has 8 exons. Lineage: Eukaryota; Metazoa; Chordata; Actinopteri; Siluriformes; Trichomycteridae. Gene Ontology annotation, molecular function: protein binding. Bases 272 to 1072 code for a protein of 266 amino acids. Gene Ontology annotation, biological process: negative regulation of alpha-beta T cell proliferation; positive regulation of T cell migration; defense response to Gram-positive bacterium. Gene Ontology annotation, cellular component: external side of plasma membrane. The record is from RefSeq and is a predicted model, not a curated record.
UUUUAAUCUACAUGUUGUUUUUAUAGUAUUAAACUGGAGUAUUAUCAGACAGGAUUUUAGAUCACAACACAAAGUGUUAAGUGCGUAGUUGGGUUAGUGAAACAGGAAGCAAAAGCACCGAUUAGUACAAAGAGCGUUUGCUGACGUUCGUUUGCAGCCUGGAGAAAAAAAUCAAAUUUUGUCCCAUUAAAUAUCAAGAUAAUGUUCAUCUGAGAUGGAUAAUGUUUCACAGCAAGGACAUUAAAUUAAAUCCAAAUGUGUGAUCAGAUAAAUGGAUAAAGCAGUACAUAUGAAGAAUUGGAAUGAAACCUUCACGUCUUCUUUUUUGCAAAAAGAAAGACUGAAAACUGUCAUAAAUUCCAGUUUGCUGAAUGUUUUUGCUUUUUUACUGUUGCUUUUUAAACCUUGUUUCGCUAUUUGUGCCCGGGCUGAGUAUGAAAUAAAUGGUGAAUGUUGUCCUAUGUGUGCACCAGGAAACCACGUUUAUAGACAUUGUACUGAGUACACUAGCACAACCUGUGUACCAUGUACAAAAUCCACUUACACUGCUGAACCCAAUGGUCUCUUAGAGUGUCUGAGCUGUACAGUGUGUGAUACUGGACAGGGAAUACAGAUAAAGAUGCCUUGUACAUUGGUAUUAGAUACAGUGUGUGGGGCAUUAGAUGGAUACUACUGUAUUGACAGAAGAGACAGCUGUAGAAAAGCCUUGUCCCACUCAAAUUGCAGCCCUGGACAAUACAUAAGGCAAAGAGGAACAGAACAUACAGAUACUGUGUGUGAUGCAUGUCCAGGUAGUACCUUCUCCAAUGGCUCUUUCGAAAAAUGUCAGCCGCAUUUAAAAUGUAAAGAUUUGAAUCGUAUAGAAGUAACAUCAGGUACAAAUUUAUCUGAUGUUGUAUGUGGAGCGAAAUCAUACAGGGAUGUAACAGCAGGGGUCCUGGGUUCUGCUGUAGUUGUUGUUUUGGCUGUAGCUGUUUCAAUAUUUAUAUAUUGGAAAAUCAAAAUGAAGGAACAAACACUUGAAGUUCAGGAAACAGAUACACAUUCACCUUUAAACACUACAAGUGUAUAACAUUCAGGGUCUCAGCAGGUUCAGCUCCCUCAGAAAACAGUGGUGGAAACAGUGGACAAACAACAGACAGCAAAGCUUUGGCCAUCACCCCCAAACCAGACAUGAACAAUCAAGACUGUUUAGAUGCAUGGCUGGUAGCGGGUUGCGGUAGCGGCUGGUGGUGGGUUAGUGUAAUAGUUUG